Molecule: messenger RNA, 1458 nt
Organism: Ochotona princeps (American pika)
Lineage: Eukaryota; Metazoa; Chordata; Mammalia; Lagomorpha; Ochotonidae
Gene: GDA
Product: guanine deaminase
Exons: 14
Coding region: 80-1444 (454 amino acids)
Biological process (GO): guanine catabolic process
Cellular component (GO): cytosol
Molecular function (GO): guanine deaminase activity; zinc ion binding
Source: RefSeq, a predicted model, not a curated record
CCGCAGGGAGCCCCUGUCGCGUCUCCGCCCCGUGCGCCCUGCCCGGCCGGCGAGCCCCUCGCGGUGCUGCGCCGCCGACAUGUGUGCCGCCCGGAUGCCGCCUCUAGCGCACAUCUUCCGAGGGACUUUCGUCCACUCCACUUGGACUUGCCCCAUGGAGGUGCUCCGGGAUCACCUCCUCGGCGUCAGUGACAGCGGCAAAAUAGUGUUUCUAGAAGAAGCUUCUCAGCAAGAAAGGCUGGCCAAGGAAUGGUGCUUCGAACCCUGCGAAGUAAGAGAACUGAGUCACCAUGAGUUCUUCAUGCCUGGGCUGGUGGACACUCACAUCCAUGCCCCUCAGUACUUCUUUGCUGGAAGUAAUGUGGACCUGCCGCUUCUGGAGUGGUUGAACAAGUACACGUUUCCUACAGAGCACAGGUUCCGGAGCAUCGACUUUGCUGAAGAGGUCUACACCAGAGUUGUUAGAAGAACACUGAAGAAUGGAACGACCACAGCCUGUUACUUCGGAACAAUUCAUACUGACUCAUCCCUGCUCCUUGCGGAAAUCACAGAUAAAUUUGGGCAGCGGGCGUUUGUGGGCAAAGUCUGCAUGGAUUUGAACGACACUGUUCCCGAAUACAAGGAAAGCACGGAGGAGUCCGUCAAGGAAACCCAGAGGUUCGUGUCAGAGCUGCUUCAGAGGAACUACCCCAGAGUGAAGCCCAUUGUGACACCACGCUUUUCCCUUUCUUGCUCUGAGACUUUGAUGAGUGAACUGGGCAGUAUCGCUAAGACCCACGAUCUGCACAUUCAGAGCCAUAUCAGUGAAACUUGUGAGGAAGUUCAAGCUGUGAAAAACUUGUACCCCGGUUAUAAAAACUACACAGAUGUAUAUGAUAAAAACAAGCUUCUGACAAAUAAGACAGUGAUGGCGCAUGGCUGCUACCUCUCUGCGGAAGAGCUUAACACGUUCAGUGAGCGAGGAGCAUCGAUCGCACAUUGUCCCAACUCUAAUCUGUCGCUCAGCAGUGGUACGCUAAACGUGCUGGAAGUCCUGAAACAUGAAGUGAAGAUAGGUCUGGGAACAGAUGUCGCGGGUGGCUAUUCGUCGUCCAUGCUUGAUGCUAUCCGAAGAGCCAUGAUGGUUUCCAAUAUCCUUUUAAUUAAUAAGGUAAAUGAGAAAAGCCUCACCCUCAAAGAAGUCUUCAGACUAGCUACUCUGGGAGGAAGCCAAGCCCUGGGGCUGGAUAACGAGAUUGGAAACUUCGAAGUGGGCAAGGAAUUUGAUGCCCUCUUGAUCAACCCCAAAGCAUCUGACUCUCCCAUUGACGUGUUUUAUGGGGAUUUUGUUGGUGAACUUUCUGAGGCUGUUAUCCAGAAAUUUCUCUAUCUAGGAGAUGAUCGAAACAUUGAGGAGGUGUAUGUGGGUGGAAAGCAGGUGGUGCCGUUCUCCAGCUCGGUGUGAGAGCCGUGGGCGUC